AAAUGGAAAAAGACACGCCGCACUCAGAGCUUCUUCAGACACGCGCAGACAAAUACGAAAACGAUCGCGAAACUUCGAAGAUUUACUUAGAAUGGUGUGAUAAAAGCUAUCGCGGUAUACAUAAUCUAAAAGUGUUGUCGAACCGAUUAAAUAUCAAUGAUUCCUGACAGAUAGUUGUAUACACAUUUGAAUAACUUUUCUUUAAGAGAUUAUUAUUUAUUCUCAAAGGCAGGAGAGAGUUGCUCAAUGGAGUGAGACCAACGUUGCUAAAUUGUUUAGUGUAAAACAGUUUGUACGCAUUGUUUUGAAACAAAUCUCAACAACUUUAUUGCUUUCAUUGAGCAAGGCGAUUGGGACAUCGGCUUCAGUCUUCUGGAGUCAUCCCCGAGGAAAAGCUGGACAAAACUCCGGCAGAAUGAGCACCGAUAAAAACAAGGUGGAGGAUGAGGCAGUGCUGGACAGAGGAGCAUGCUUUGUCAAGCAUGUCUGUGAUGAGGAGGAGGUGGAAGGUCACCACACCGUGUACAUCGGUGUGCAUGUGCCCAAGAGCUACCAGCGGAGACGGCGCCACCGACGCAAGUCCAGCCACAAGGAGAGGAAGGGGAGGCCGGCGGACAACGUAGAAGGGGACAAAUCAGAUGGAGAGAAUGCUGACGAGGCAGCGCCCAACAUCCUCAAACCCCUCAUGGAACAGAACCAGACAGACUCAUGGACAGGGGACUCCUUUGGCCGUGACAAGGCUCCCUGCCAGCCAGUACCUGUCUCUGCAGCAGCAGAGAGGAUAAGGUUUAUCCUGGGUGAGGAGGAUGACGGCCCCCCGCCCCCUCAGCUCUUCACUGAACUGGACGAACUGCUGGCCGUCGACGGACAGGAGAUGGAGUGGAAGGAGACAGCCAGGUGGAUAAAGUUUGAGGAGAAGGUGGAGAAGGGAGGAGAGCGUUGGAGUAAGCCCCACGUGGCCACCUUGUCCCUUCACAGUCUGUUUGAGCUGAAGACCUGCAUCGAGAAGGGCACCAUCCUGCUGGAUCUGGAAGCCUCCACUCUACCACAGGUGGUCGAGUUGAUCACUGACAGCCAGAUCGAGAUCGGUCAGCUGAAGCCUGAGCUAAAGGAUCAGGUCGUGUACACGUUGCUACGGAAACAUCGUCACCAGACCAAGAAGUCCAACCUGCGCUCGCUUGCUGACAUCGGCAAGACGGUGUCCAGUGCAAGUAGGCUGUUUUCCAACCAAGACCAGAACGGUAGCCCAGCCACGGCCCAUCGGAACCUGACCUCCAACAGCCUCAACGACUUUUCUGACCAACCAGAUAGAGACCAGCUGAAGAAUAAGUUGAUGAAGAAGCUUCCACGUGAUGCCGAGGCGUCUAACGUCCUGGUCGGAGGGGUGGACUUCCUGGACACACCCUUCGUGGCGUUUGUCCGUCUGCAGCAGGCUGCCAUGUUGGGAGGUUUGACAGAGGUCCCCGUCCCUACCAGGUUCCUAUUCGUGCUGCUGGGGCCCAAAAGCAAAGCCAAGUCCUACCAUGAGAUCGGACGAGCUAUCGCCACCCUCAUGUCUGAUGAGGUGUUCCAUGACAUUGCCUACAAGGCCAAGGACAGACAGGACCUGCUGGCAGGCAUUGAGGAGUUCCUAGAUGAGGUUAUCGUCCUACCUCCUGGGGAGUGGGACCCUGACAUCAGGAUAGAACCCCCCAAAUCCCUGCCAUCCUCAGAUAAGAGGAAGAACCAGUAUAAUGCUGGAGGCGGAGGGGAUGGGCCCCAGAUGAACGGGGACACGCCGGGACAUGAAGGGGGUCAAGGAGGAGGAGGACAUGGACAUGUUGGAGAAGAGCUCAUGAACACUGGAAAGUUUUGUGGUGGCCUCAUCCUGGACAUCAAGCGAAAGCUGCCGUUCUUCGCCAGUGAUUUCUACGACGCCAUUCACAUCCAGUCGCUUUCCGCCAUCUUGUUCAUCUACCUGGGCACCGUGACCAACGCCAUCACCUUCGGAGGGUUGCUAGGAGAUGCUACAGAAAACAUGCAGGGUGUGUUGGAGAGUUUCCUGGGCACGGCACUGACGGGGGCCAUAUUCUGUCUGCUGGGUGGCCAGCCUCUCACCAUUCUCAGCAGCACAGGUCCUGUACUGGUGUUUGAAAGGCUCCUCUUCAACUUCAGCAAAGACCAUGACUUUGACUACCUGGAGUUCAGGCUGUGGAUCGGCCUUUGGUCAGCCUUCUUCUGCCUGGUGCUGGUUGCCACAGAUGCCAGCUCCCUGGUCAAGUACUUCACACGCUUCACAGAGGAGGGCUUUUCUUCCCUCAUCUCCUUCAUCUUCAUUUACGACGCCUUCAAGAAGAUGCUGAAGCUGGCCCACUACAACCCCAUCAACGCUGGCUAUGACCCCAACUACGUCACAAUGUAUGACUGCCGCUGCAUGCCCCCACCGGACGAAGGCAAUAUGACGGCUCUCUAUAGCGAUGCCCAUGCCUGGAUAAACAAUGCUGAUCUGUCGGUAAACGCCACAUGGGCGUCUCUCGACAAGAAGCAGUGUGUGGUAUACGGCGGCGAGCUGAUUGGUCCAGCCUGUGGCUUCGUCCCUGACGUCACUCUGAUGUCAUUCAUCCUUUUCCUGGGGACCUACACCUGCUCCAUGUCUCUCAAGAAGUUCAAGUUCAGCCGCUUCUUCCCCACCACCGUGAGGAAGCUGAUCAGUGAUUUUGCAAUCAUCCUGACUAUUGUUAUCUUCUGCGGAGUGGAUGCCUUUGUCGGAGUGGACACACCCAAGCUCAUCGUGCCAACUGAAUUCAAGCCCACCAGCCCCAACCGUGGCUGGUUCGUACCCCCAUUUGGAGGGAACCCGUGGUGGGUUUAUCUGGCAGCAGCCCUCCCUGCUCUCCUGGUCACCAUCCUGGUGUUCAUGGACCAGCAGAUCACCGCCGUCAUCGUGAACAGGAAGGAGCACAAACUUAAGAAAGGGGCAGGCUACCAUUUGGACCUGUUCUGGGUAGCAAUACUACUGAUCGUCUGUUCCUUCAUGGGCCUGCCCUGGUACGUGGCUGCUACUGUCAUCUCCAUCGCCCACAUCGACUCUCUGAAGAUGGAGACCCAGUGCUCUGCCCCUGGGGAGCAACCCAAGUUCCUGGGUGUCAGAGAGCAGAGAGUGACCGGUGUCUUUGUCUUCGUUCUGACUGGACUGUCUGUCUUCAUGGCUCCCAUCCUCAAGUUUAUCCCUAUGCCCGUGCUCUAUGGCGUGUUCCUCUACAUGGGCGUGGCAUCUCUCAACGGUGUCCAGUUCUUGGACCGGCUGCAGCUGCUCCUGAUGCCAGCCAAGCACCAGCCUGACCUGAUAUACUUGCGCCACGUUCCCCAGCGUCGUAUCCACCUGUUCACCUUCAUACAGGCCCUCUGCCUUGCCCUUCUCUGGGUCCUCAAGUCCACUGUCGCUGCAAUCAUCUUCCCUGUCAUGAUCUUGGCCCUGGUGGCAGUCAGAAAGGCCAUGGACUACAUCUUCUCCCAGCAAGAUCUCAGCUACCUGGACGACGUCAUCCCAGAGAAAGACAAGAAGAAGAAGGAGGAUGAGAAGAGGAAGAAGAAACAGAAGAAAGGAAGCAUCGACAGCGAAAUCGAUUUUCCCCCUGAGUACCCCUACAAUGACAAAAUCCCCAGUAUUAAAAUCUCCAUGGAUAUAAUGGAGACGGAGCCCAUGUUGGGGAAUAAGGAUAAGGCCUCGGACAGACCCCCGUCGUCUUUCCGUGACCAACACUCACCAUGUUGAGGACUACUUUGAGCCCACUACUGUAGCAAGUCUGAAUCUAUUGAAAAAAAGCUGUGCCUCAGAUUAGAUUCGACCUGGAGCCAGAGGACAACGGUUUCUUCUGGAAAAACUAGUCUCCGGGAUCUGAAAUGACAAACAACCCAACAAAACCAGCACCUGCACACCAUAGUACUAAUCAACACAGCACAAAGUGCAUCUGAAAUUGCACCCUAUUCCCUAUAUAGUGCACUACUUUUGUCCCCUUAGUGCACUAAUUUUGACCAGAGCCCUAUGUAAGGAAUGAGAUGCCAUUUUGGACGUAAACAAAGACCCCUACAGCAGCCUCUUUUUUAUACUGUAGCACUGUUUUAUAAUUCUCUUUUAAAUGUCCUGCUGAAGUACAUAUUUUUUUAUUUAAGAUAACUGACAGAAUUCUUUGUUUUGAGAAGAGAAGUAUAGGAGGGAGCCUUGUGAAACGGGGAGAUGUAAGUGUUUGUAUGAGAGGGGGAGGGGUUGCGCUUGAAAAUCCUUAAUUUGCUGUAGAGGUCAUGCUCUACACCAAGGAAAACGUUGAAGUUCUUUGGAAGCCAUUCAUUGCUUAUUCAUGGGUAUGGUAUUAAUGAUUUGUAAAGCAUUUAAACUAAUACAAUGCUUCAUGUAUUCAUAAUUCAUGCCUGUUAGGUAAUUAAGUACAACAUACUUUAUUAUGCAACUCUUAUGGAGCUGUGAAGUUGGACUUGACUGUUCUAUUCUUUGCCUGCCAGAACAGAUCAAACUUUAAAAUCCCAUUAUGAUUUCAUGUUCAACUGUCCAUCAAAGGCCCAUAGUGUCCUUUUUGGAUAUUCAGGUGUUUCUGUCUGUCCUUUCCCCCACUCCUUCACACCUGUAUUGUUAUUUUUAUUUAUGCAAAAUAUUUUUUGCUCUUGAACCAAAAUGUUGGUUUGGCUAUUUUCCUUCCCAGUGUGUAUGAAACUGAUAAACUUUUCUGAUUGAUCUGUUCUAUUAGUUAUGUUUGUUGUAGGGUUGAGGUCAAUUGCAAUGUCAUUAGAAUUUCUAAUUCAAUUCUUGAAAUCACUCAUGAAGUGGAGAAUUUCUGUUGAAUUACAUUCUAAUUUCAAGAAUUUUAAAGUUUUGGAAUUGAAUUGGAAUUAUACUGUUUAAAUUGGAAUUGAAAAGAAAAUAUUUUUUUAAAUUGAAUUGGAAUUCAAUAUUUGUACAUUUCCCAGGUAAUAUAAGUAAUGCAAAAAGUGUCAAAUUGACUGCAGGAUUUGUUUUAAAUCAUUUAAACUUGUAUUUCUAGAUUUCUAGUAUAACUUGGCUAUCUGAACACUGACAUCAGCCUUAAAGCCUGAGGGAAUUGUUGGGGAUCAUUUCAAUUGGGAAUUAAUUUACCUAACAUUGGAAUUCAGAGGAAAUUAAUUAUCUCUGAAUUCAACGACUGACCUGGAAUUAUAAUUGAAUUUGUGGAAUUAACCCUGGUCUGUUGUUCCUAUCGGCUUUAUAAGAGACAGAAGGACACCAACUACGAUUAUCUGUAGUAGGGAUUGAAAUAUAUAAAUAUACUUAUUUGUAGCUCUACCUCUUUGACUUAAUUAAUGUACUGUAGGUGCCAGGCAUUAUAAGUACAGUAUGAUGAACACGUUAUUAUUAUGCAAUGAUCUGUCAUCAUUAAUACUGAAUUAUUUGCAUGAAAGGGCACAGCACAGGAUCUCUAGCUUAUCACUUUCUGAGUUCCUUUUGCUCUGUAACUAAUUCAUUCAAGAUUUUUAUUUGUAUCACAUUUAAAUAAAUGCAAUAACAGUGACGUAUAUUAUAUCGCUGAUAGAUUAAGUGAAAUAAUAAUUACGUGUAUUUACAAUAUGACAAUUUUUCCAGUUGUCUGUGGGGCAACAUAUUUAUUAUUACCUUUUUUUAAUGAAGUGAUCAUUUAGUAAGUGUUUUUUAAGGAUAUGAAAUAAUAUUAUGAUUAUGAUCUAUGAUAUCAUUGAAGAAUCACUGUGAGACAAUGCAAUAUUGAGGUUACUUGUCUUGCAUUUCUGCAAGAACUAAUGUUGCAUAUAGUGUACAGCUUUUCAAAGUUCCAAGACCAAAUAUUCAUUCACAACCAUUCAACAUUUAAUCUCCUCCACCAGCCAUCUUUCUCGGUUGCCAGCUCUCACAGAUGCAUUGCAGCCCUUGUAGAAAUGUAGGCUUAAAUUAUUUACUUGUGCAAAAAUUCCUAGACUGGAUUUUGACUAAUUGCAAUUUGUAAGUGGCUUGAAGAUAUAGCUUUUGGUUAUGUGGUCUUAUUGAUUACUGGGUUUGUAAAUUAUUUAAAUUGUAACAUCUUCAAGCAUUCAUCUCAGCCAGUUAAAUGAGAUGAAUCAAAACUUUCACUGUGAUUCUUAUCUAUGCUGUUAUCUUCAUGCUACUCUUACAGGAGUGUAUGAAAGCUAAUAUACUGCAGCGGUAAUAUAAUACAAUUAUAUUUGUAAUCUUGCGUGGUAUAAUGUCAAACAAAAAAUAUUGUAUUGUAAGUGUAUCUGAAGUAUGAUAGAACUGUGAUGAAUGUCAAAAUGAUGGUACACUCUUAAUCAUGGUCCCUAUUGAUGUCAUGUUUUCUAUCCCAAAUAUGCCAGCUCCCAUCUUGAUCUGUCUUGGGGCAAAUGUUAGUUGUCUAUAUAUCUUGACAGCAUAUUCAUUUUCUAGGUUUCUAAGUUUAGGAUUAGUCCAUGUUUUGCUGUAAAAUUUGUUGAUUCAUAGGGGGAUAAUUUUAUAAACUUUUAUUUUUAAUAAAGUUGACACAUUUGAGAAUCUAUCUACAAACAUGGUUCAUAUUUAACAAGCACAAGCACUGAGAUACAAGUGUCAGUUGAUUGUAAAACGUAGAACAAAAUAUUCAAGCAAUAAACCUAUACUUUAAGAUAAAUGAAUACCUGUAAGAUUUAUGGUAUUUCAUUAAUAAUCUGUAUAGACUAUUUUUGAAUGAGUAUGUUACUUAAAGUGAGUUAUUUGGCAUAUUUUUCAAAUGACAUGCAUAUUGACAGCAAUAAAGUCACGUACAAAAUGA
Molecule: messenger RNA, 6782 nt
Organism: Salvelinus namaycush (lake trout)
Lineage: Eukaryota; Metazoa; Chordata; Actinopteri; Salmoniformes; Salmonidae
Product: electrogenic sodium bicarbonate cotransporter 1-like
Exons: 27
Coding region: 416-3754 (1112 amino acids)
Biological process (GO): monoatomic anion transport; transmembrane transport; bicarbonate transport
Cellular component (GO): basolateral plasma membrane; plasma membrane
Molecular function (GO): monoatomic anion transmembrane transporter activity; solute:inorganic anion antiporter activity; sodium:bicarbonate symporter activity
Source: RefSeq, a predicted model, not a curated record